Messenger RNA from Salvelinus namaycush (lake trout), 1621 nucleotides. Its product is annotated as zinc finger protein 135-like. Gene Ontology annotation, molecular function: DNA-binding transcription activator activity, RNA polymerase II-specific; RNA polymerase II cis-regulatory region sequence-specific DNA binding. Gene Ontology annotation, cellular component: nucleus. Gene Ontology annotation, biological process: regulation of transcription by RNA polymerase II. The annotation marks the transcript as partial. The transcript has 2 exons. The record is from RefSeq and is a predicted model, not a curated record. Lineage: Eukaryota; Metazoa; Chordata; Actinopteri; Salmoniformes; Salmonidae.
GAGAAGAAAGGAUCAGAUUUGACACAUCAAAGAGAAAAACAAAAUUCGGAGGAACCAGAGACAUCCAAACCAGCAAGCCGGCACCUUGGACAGCGUUUUACCAAGUUAGGAAGCCUGAAAAGACAUGGGAGGACACACACUGGAGAUAAGGCACACCAUUGCGCCCAGUGUGGACAUAGUUUUAACCAGUUAAGAAGCCUGAAAGCUCAUGAGCGAAUACACACAGGGGAGAAGCCUUACAAAUGCUCAGACUGUGGGAAGACAUAUUACUCUUCAUGGUCACUUAAAGUUCAUGUAAGAACCCACACAGGGGAGAAGCCUUACCACUGCUCCCUCUGUGCAAAGAGUUUUAUCCAUUCAGGACAUCUGAAAAAACACAUGAUACUGCACACAGGGGUGAAGCCUUACCAAUGCUCAGACUGUGGGAAGACAUAUUGCUCAUCAGAGUCACUUAAAAUUCACGUGAGAACCCACACAGGGGAGAAGCCUUACCACUGCUCCCUCUGUGCAAAGAGUUUUAUCCAUUCAGGACAUCUGAAAAAACACAUGAUACUGCACACAGGGGUGAAGCCUUACCAAUGCUCAGACUGUGGGAAGACAUAUUGCUCAUCAGAGUCACUUAAAAUUCACGUGAGAACCCACACAGGGGAGAAGCCUUACCACUGCUCCCUCUGUGCAAAGAGUUUUAUCCAUUCAGGACAUCUGAAAAAACACAUGAUACUGCACACAGGGGUGAAUCCUUACCAAUGCUCAGACUGUGGGAAGACAUAUUGCUCAUCAGAGUCACUUAAAAUUCAUGUGAGAACCCACACAGGGGAGAAGCCUUACCACUGCUCCCAGUGUGCAACGAGUUUUAUCCAGUUAGGACACCUGAAAGCCCAUGAGCGAAUACACACAGGGGAGAAGCUUUACCACUGCUCCCAUUGUGGAAGGAGUUUUAACCAGUCAGGAAGCCUGAAAACUCAUGAGCGAAUACACACAGGGGAGAACCCUUACCACUGCUCCCACUGUGCAAAGAGUUUUAUCCAUUUAGGACAUCUGAAAGAACACAUGAUACUGCACACAGGAGUGAAGCCUUACCAAUGCUCAGACUGUGGGAAGACAUAUUGCUCAUCACAGUCACUUAAACGUCAUGUGAGAAUCCACACAGGGGAGAAGCCUUACCACUGCUCCCAGUGUGCAAAGAGUUUUAUCCAGUUAGGACACCUGAAAGCCCAUGAGCGAAUACACACAGGGGAGAAGCCUGCUUCCACUGUGCAAAGAAUUUUACCAAAUUAUGAAGCCUGAAAAAACACAUGAGACUGCGCACAGGGGUGAAGCCUAACCAAUGCUCAGACUGUGGGAAGACAUAUUACUCAUCACGGUCACUUAAUCAUCAUGUGAGAAUCCACACAGCAGAGAAUAAAUACUUCUAGUGUGUAUAUUGAUAUUUCACUUCGCAUUGACUUAAAAUUAAUCAGAGAACAUACACAGUGUUCCCAUUGACUUAUAAUGUUGACUGAUAAUGUGUUUACUUGUUUAUACCGUAUGAAAUGUAAUUAUACAAAGAAUACUUACACAUAUAUUAUACGUUUUUAUUAGAAAACAUGAAUUGAAUAUGGAGUAUGUCAGUUUGAAUAUA